AUACCAAAACAAUAAAACAGAAACCGAAAUCGAAACCGAAACAAAAGCGAUAUAAAAGCAAAUUUUGAACCGGAACACAGCGAGUACCAGAAGCGCAAACACAGCGAGUGUCAGCAGCAGAAAAAGAACGAGUACCAAAAGCUGAAAACAGAACGAGAACGAGUUUCUUUAUGCAGGAACAAUCGUAAGGAUAUACCCGAACAAGCUAGAGAGAGAGAGAAACUAAAAGAUCGCUCGAAACAAUGCUGAGUUCUUUAGAUGCUUUGGCUGGUAAGAUAGCCACAGCCACGCCUGGAACGGGUGCCGUCACGGCGCCCAGUGCUGGUGGUAACAGCAAACCGGCCCAGAGUCUGCACCAUCACCAUCAUCAUCUGGACUACGACUAUUCGGCGGUGGAGAUUGAACCGCCCGCCGAGCAGCUGGCCAAUUCGCCGCGUAACGAGCGAGAGAGACUGCAACAGGCGCAGCAGUCGUACGAGCAGCAGGCCCAGGCCGAGCUGGAGUUUGGCCUGGCCGAGGUCACCAGUUGCCACAAGCUAACCCAAUUGAAGAGCGCUACCAGUCUGCAUCACCCGCAUUCGCAGGGCCAGCAGCAGCAGCAGCCGCAACAGCAGCAACAGCAACAGCAACAACAGCAUACUGCCAGCAAUCAAGGCGGCAGGACAAUGACACAGAGUCGUCAUCCGCAUCAUCAUCAUUUGAACCAUCAUCAUGCGCCGCACCAUCAUCCCUAUCAGCGGCAUCGCCCCAGCUCGCCGCCACAGACGCCCUAUCAGCAGCAAUUGUCCCAGCUAGUGGCCCUGCAAGAUCAUCAUGAGCUGCUCCAGUCGCAGCAGGAGCUCUUCCACAAGCAGCUGGCCAAUAUGCAGGAGUACCAGCGAGAGCGAGAGCGCGAAAGGGAGCGAGAACGUGAUAGGGAACACAGGGAACGGAACAAUUUCAUCGAUAACAGCGAUUACGAUUCCCAGCAUGAGUUCAAAAUUUGCCUGAGGGAUAGUGCAUUUGGUAUGAGCGAUAAGAGUAGCAGUGCUACGAAUAGCCUGCCCAACAGUCCCAUUCACAGCAACAACAAUAAUCCAUCUCUGCUCAACAACAACAAUAACGGCGUGAACGGCAACAACAAUCAGAGCCUGGGUGGCAGCAACAAUUCGCUGGUCGGCGGCAUCGGCAACAACGGUAUUAUGUCUGCGGCAGGGCUCGUGAACAACAACAAUAAUCCGUGCAGUGCCAAUCGGAAUGUCGUCGUGAGCAUGGACGAUGAUUCGUGCUUCCGCCUGGAUGCCGAUGCCACGGUCACCUACAGCGACAAGGAGCCCGAUCCGGAUAACAUCAAGAUGUUUGUGGGCCAAAUACCCAAGUCCAUGGACGAGUCGCAGUUGCGUGAAAUGUUCGAGGAGUACGGACCGGUGCAUUCGAUCAAUGUGCUGCGCGACAAGGCCACUGGCAUUAGCAAGGGUUGCUGCUUUGUGACGUUCUUUACGCGACGUGCCGCACUGAAGGCCCAGGAUGCUUUGCAUAAUGUGAAGACACUCGCCGGGAUGUAUCAUCCCAUUCAAAUGAAGCCCGCCGAUAGUGAGAAUCGCAAUGAACGCAAACUGUUUGUGGGCAUGCUAAACAAGAAGCUGAACGAGAACGACGUGCGUAAACUAUUCGAAGUCCACGGCAACAUUGAGGAGUGCACUGUAUUGAGAGAUCAGAACGGCCAGAGCAAGGGUUGUGCCUUUGUCACAUUCGCCACCAAGCACGCCGCCAUUUCGGCCAUUAAAGUGACCCUAAGCCAAAACAAAAUCAUGGAGGGCUGCACAUCGCCGCUGGUCGUCAAGUUUGCCGACACCCAAAAGGAAAAGGAACAAAAGAAGAUCCAGCAGAUCCAGGCGAAUCUCUGGAACCUGGCCAGCAAUAUCAACAUCCCCUUGGGACAGACGGCCCAGAGUGUGUCCACACCGAUACUGCCGAACCCACCGCAGCAGCAGUCGCCCGUUCUGGGCGCCGAUGCACUGACACCGGCCUCCAUACAAUUGCUGCAACAGUUGCAGGCCGUGGGCCUGCAGCAGCAGUUGCUGCAAGCCCUCACCGGACUGAAUGCCCAGCAAAACAAUGCAAAUCAGGACAGUGCCGCUGCUGCCGCCGCCGCCGGACUCCUGACUCCGAUGACUGUGCAGAAUCUGGCCGCCAUUGCGGCCAUGACGCAGCCGAGUCUGACGAAUGCCGCAGCAGCCGCUGCCGCUGCCUCAUCGCCGGGCAGUGCCCAACUGCAGAAUACAGCGGCGUUGCUUUGCCUCCUGGGAAAGAAGGCCGCCGCCAAGACAUCAUCAUCGUCAUCAGCAUCGUCAGGGUCCGAUCCGAAUCCAUUGGCAUCGGCGUAUAUGUCAACAGCCGCCGGCUUGCCGCAAUUUGGGAGCGCCAGUGCAUUGUCCACAUCGCCGCUGGCCAGUGUGGCCCUGAGCGCCGCAGCAGCCGCUGCUGCGGGCAAGCAGAUUGAAGGACCAGAGGGAUGCAACUUAUUCAUUUACCAUUUGCCGCAGGAGUUCACCGACACGGAUCUGGCCUCGACAUUCCUGCCCUUCGGCAAUGUCAUAUCGGCCAAGGUGUUCAUCGAUAAGCAGACCAGUCUAUCGAAGUGCUUCGGCUUCGUCUCGUUCGAUAAUCCGGACUCGGCCCAGGUGGCCAUCAAGGCCAUGAACGGCUUCCAGGUGGGCACAAAGCGCUUGAAGGUGCAGCUCAAGAAGCCCAAGGAUGCCUCCAAGCCCUACUAGACAGGAGACGGAUCAACGGAGUAGUCAACAUCAUAGAAGUAAACAGAAA
Drosophila persimilis is the source of this 2805-nucleotide messenger RNA. RefSeq names its product CUGBP Elav-like family member 2. NCBI's taxonomy places the organism in Eukaryota, Metazoa, Arthropoda, Insecta, Diptera, Drosophilidae. Gene Ontology annotation, molecular function: mRNA 3'-UTR binding. Gene Ontology annotation, biological process: regulation of alternative mRNA splicing, via spliceosome; mRNA splice site recognition. The coding region runs from base 243 to 2756 and encodes 837 amino acids. The record is from RefSeq and is a predicted model, not a curated record. The transcript has 10 exons. Gene Ontology annotation, cellular component: ribonucleoprotein complex; nucleus; cytoplasm.